This is a messenger RNA of Elephantulus edwardii (Cape elephant shrew), 180 nucleotides long. RefSeq names its product eukaryotic translation initiation factor 5A-1-like. Gene Ontology annotation, molecular function: ribosome binding; RNA binding; translation elongation factor activity. Lineage: Eukaryota; Metazoa; Chordata; Mammalia; Macroscelidea; Macroscelididae. Gene Ontology annotation, biological process: positive regulation of translational elongation; positive regulation of translational termination. The record is from RefSeq and is a predicted model, not a curated record. The annotation marks the transcript as partial. The transcript has 2 exons.
CGUAAGAAUGGCUUUGUGGUGCUCAAAGGCCGACCAUGUAAGAUCGUCGAGAUGUCUACUUCCAAGACUGGCAAGCAUGGCCAUGCCAAGGUCCACCUGGUUGGUAUUGACAUCUUUACUGGGAAGAAAUACGAAGAUAUCUGCCCCUCCACUCAUAAUAUGGAUGUCCCCAACAUCAAA